This is a messenger RNA of Oreochromis aureus, 2840 nucleotides long. RefSeq names its product interferon-induced protein with tetratricopeptide repeats 5-like. The transcript is spliced from 3 exons. Gene Ontology annotation, biological process: defense response to virus. NCBI's taxonomy places the organism in Eukaryota, Metazoa, Chordata, Actinopteri, Cichliformes, Cichlidae. Bases 395 to 745 code for a protein of 116 amino acids. Gene Ontology annotation, molecular function: protein binding. Gene Ontology annotation, cellular component: cytosol. The record is from RefSeq and is a predicted model, not a curated record.
GACCUUAGGUUUCGUUUCUGCAUCUCAGCUGAGAGCGUCUCCAAAGAUCACUGAUCAGCCAUUGAUCUGUAAAUGAUUGAUCUGAGGUCAGCGGUUCUCACUGAACGACCACUCAGUGACCGAUCAGUCGGCGCAUAAUCGUUUCUUCAUCUUCAUCGGUGUGUACUCUGAGGAAGAGGAGGACUGUUUCCUGUAACAUGACGUUUCUUCAGGAUCAACGAGAGGAAGCGCUGUCACUUUUAAACCAAUCAGAGGAGACCAUCAGGGAGAGUUACGGUGAUGAGAGUGAGAAGCGGCUCAUUGUGACGUAUGGAGACAUGGCCUGGCUGAAAUAUCAUGUUGGAGACUUUGCACAGUCACAAAGCUACUGUCAGAGAGUCGAGGACACACUGGUAUGUACACCAAUCAGAUCGUGAAGCUUGGAGCCUAUAAGAAAUACGAAGAGCCUGAGUGUCUGCUGAAGAAAGCACUGAAAACUGAUCCUGAUAAACCUCAUGUCAGCCGCUACAUAGGAAAAUACUUUCGUAAUCAUAAACUCAAGCAGAUCGCUGAGAAACGUCUGUCAAGGAAUCCAGGUGAUGGCGAGGCUCUCGCUCUGCUGGGUCAGGUGGCCAGAGCUGAGGGCAACAGGAAGGAAGCUGCUGAGUUUUAUGAGGAAGCUCUGAACUGUGACAAGGACAAUGAAGAGUACCUGUCUGCUCUGUGCGAGCUGCGCCUGGAGCUGCAGGGAUCAUCCUCUGAUUAAUCAUGAUCACUGCACUCCUGUUACAUCAUACUUCAGCCCGCUGAAUGUGGACUUGAUCCAUGUGCUUCAAGGUCUGCACAACUCUAACAAAUGGGCCCUUCAUACCUUUCUGAUAGGUAUUAAAUUAUAAACAACGAAGCAUUACACACGUCAGGGCCACUUUUAUUGGAUGUUUCAGACAUGUGUGGUGCUGGGUGGAGCUCUGUCACCAGCACCCGAAAACACUGAGUUUAAAAAUGGUGUUCAGUGAAUUCCAUUAAAUUAAAGUCACGCCCAUACUGAAGACUAAUUCAGACUAGUGCUGGGCCAUAUCAUUCCGUUCAUGGUAAUACUGGUGUAAUGUUAGGCAAUGAUAAGAAAAUGAAUUAUCGCGAUAGAAUAUGGGUAAAACACGCAUGGGCAGUGCCUUUGUUUUCAUACGCACAUGGCGGAAAAAGCAUGGCAGGAACGGAGAAUGAGAAGGGCGAAAGCGGAUCAUUGAAUGAAACAGAUGAACCAGAAUUGGUCUGUAAAAAUGCUGCAACUUCAGUGAUGUGGAAAUGGUUUGGCUUUUGUCCGUCAGAUACCCAACAAAGCAUAAUUUUUUGUAGAACAUGCAAGCAGGCCGUCGUUGUUACCGUGUUUUUUGGAAAAUAAGGCACUCUUAAAAUCCUUUGAUUUUCUGAAAAAUAGACAGUGCCCCUUAUAAUCCGGUGUGCCUUAUGUAUGAAUUCUGGUUGUGCUCACUGACCCCGGACUGAUUUUAUGUGGUACACGGCGCUCAAAAAUCCUUCAAAAAAUGUUUUAGUACGACUUUGGUAAGUCGGUAAGUGGAUUGUUGUAGCAUUACAGCUGGAGCCUCGUGUAGUAAUACAUACUGUUCUUCAACAUAAUGUUACCGUAUCGUGUGAAUAUAACCUCUUUUUAAGUUCUGUGGAUAUUAUAUAUGGUUAUGCUCAGGACAUGUCUGCCCAGUUCCACUGGAAAUUCCUUUUGGUUAAACUGUCAGCCAGGAAUUUGCAUUUGCACUUUUAAAUUUAUAUAUAGCUUUAAUGCACAUAACAAACUGCUGCUUGUUUAAGUGGGGUUUUUUUGCACUAGUAAAGUCAUGGAGUCGUGAAUUAAAUUAUUUAGUCUCAGUAAGAAAAAUAAAUAUUACUGUUCAGUCAAAAAUGCUAUCUUGAAAGUCUAAAUGUGGAGAGUAAAUUUAUCACCAAAUGAAGAAAACAACAAGAGAAAAGAAAAGAAAACAGUUUGAAGAACAAACAAAAACAUAUCUGAUAAUUCAGAAUCAGAAAGGGUUUGUUGCCAAAUUCAUAUCCCCAGUCAGCUCUGAUGCAGUUUAAUGCUCAAUGGAUUCUUAAAAUGUGACUCAUCACUGUGUUGAAGGUUUGAAAAUGAUUAAGCACAGAGCAGCCUGCUUCAGCAGAGACAGACAGCAUGAGGACAACUACACCCUGUCCUCAUGCUGUUCACACAUAGUCCCAGGGUUAUUAGAAGCUGUGCCAAGUGAAGUGAGGUGAAGGUACUGAAGGCAGUUUUUACAUGUGUUCAUGCAGAAACAGGAGGAAAGAAGCACGGGGACAGAUUUAGACAGGGUGAUAACAGUGAAGAUGCUUUUUAAUGAAGUGUCAGAAAGCUUGGUCUCAGUCGCAGGUCAACAGGACAAUGACCCAAAACACACAGCUAAAAACACCCAAGAAUGGCUAAGAGGAAAAGAGUGGACUAUUUUAAAAUGGCCGUCUUUGAGCCCUGACCUCAAUCCUAUUAAGCAUCUUUGGAGCUGAAACAUGUUGACUGGAAAAGGCGCUCUUCAAACCGGAAACAACUGGCGCAGUUUGCUCAUGAGGAGUGGGCCAAAAUACCUGCUGAGAGGUGCAGAAGCCUCAUUGACAGUUACAGGAAUCACUUGAUUGCAGUGAUUGCCUCAAAAGGUUGUGCAACAAAAUAUUAAGUUGUGGGUACCAUCAUUUUUGUCCAGGCCUGUUUCAUACAUUUAUUUUUUAAAAUAGUUCAUUUGAAGCAUGGUUGAAAAGCAAUGUCUGACUUUCAUUGGUUAAGAUUUAUAGAAUUUUUAUUUAUUAUUACUUUUGUCAGAUUAAAGUCAUUUCUGUGA